Messenger RNA from Spodoptera litura, 1855 nucleotides. RefSeq lists its product as uncharacterized. NCBI's taxonomy places the organism in Eukaryota, Metazoa, Arthropoda, Insecta, Lepidoptera, Noctuidae. The record is from RefSeq and is a predicted model, not a curated record.
CACACCACGGCCGACGACGGCACCCCGCCCGCACCGCGAUCUAACUUCGACGUCAACUACAAUGGACACAAACGGCACCGUUGCGUUUGAUGGCGCUCGAUCGAAAAUGUGAAGUGAUCGGAUUGUGGUUCCGUACCGUGUUCUUUCAAUACGAUAUUAUUUUUUUUCUAAGUGCUUUUUUAUCAUGGAGUUUCCUGGAUUUGUUCUUGGCUUUAAUGAUGCUUCCUCAAGCUGCACUAGAGGAGCAAUAACUAUAUUAAUGUGAACACGAAGCUCAUUUUCUUUUCCGACUUCUGGGAGCAAGCCGACAAUAUGGGGAUCAUUAUACGCCACACAGUGCGCACUAGCGCUAUGGUGCUGGUGAUGGUUGGAGGAGCUACCGCCAGGGUCGCCGGCAAGAUGGGAGGCUACUCCAAUAAAAAAGGGGGAAAAUCGACAAGCGGCAUCAACGAGGAGAUAAUCUGGAUUAGCAUAAGCAUGGCUAUCGCUAUAGCUGUUCUCAUAGCUAUAGCACUAUGCUACAUACUGAAGGAGAAGUGUAUGAAGCGCAAGGCCUACAGGGACCAGUCAUGACGAUACCAGGAGGAGUUCGCGAAGCACGCCCUCGCGGACUCCCUCACUGACCUCGACUUUGAGUUACCAGCCUACACUUUAUACCCUCAGUAUUCUCCCGACGGGAAAGAAUACUUCUACAAUUUCCAUCGCUUCUCAUACAUAAGGAAUAGCUUCAAGUUACCACCCAAAGACUACCCAGUAAAAACUAAAGAAGACAUCUACAUUAACGCGUGAUAAUGCCUCCAGUGUACAUACAUAUGAGUGUUUAAAUAUAUUUAAUCUAGUGUAACAUAGGUAUAUGUGAAUGUAAGUGAAUGUUUAGAAAUUAUGUAUAGACAUCGAAUGUUUGUGAGUUAAUAAUAUUGCAUGUAUCUACUGGAAUCGAACUAAUAUUAUGUACCUACAUAUAGCACCCGCAUCACCCUCUGUAUCAUUUACUUAUAAUAAAAUAAAUAUUGACUUAAGUUUCCAUAAAUGAAAUGAAGUAAAUAUACGAAUGUUAAAAUAUAUAUUACAUAAAUAAUAUUAAAAUGUUUUGGAAAGUUCGGGUGUUCUAAUACUAUGUUAAUAGUGAGUCCAAAGUGUACAUAAGAAUUUAAGGACUUAUAUUAAAAAAUAUUUUCAUCGACAAAGGGUAGUACUGAUAUUUCACCUAACUGUGAUAGAAUACUGGCUCGUUUGGCAAAGAAAUAUCGUUUGCUUUGCAGUGUCCUUCCUUGGUCGUAGAGGUGUACCUGUACACGUUGUUCAGUUCGUAGGAGCCCGUAGCAACAAAUCCACGCUAUGGUUUACUCGUACGACGUUUUCACAACCAUACUUCAUAAUAUUCUGCUUAAUAUUGUCACUAUACGAUGCUUGCAAUCUGAUAUUCGAACCAUUAUGUGCGCAUAAUAUGCUGAGAUACUAAUUUGUGGGUAUUAAUUUGAAUUAUUAUUAAAUCUUAAAAGGUAAAAUUGGAUGUUCUAAUUAAUACAGGAAUUUUGUAAUUAAAAGUAUUAUUAAGUACGUAUUAGGUGAUUAUGCGUGCCAAAUUACAAAUUAUAAUCUGCAUUAAAUUAAAAACUAAGGACGAGUAUCCACAGGUGCGACAUCUUACGUUCAAUCCUAGGAGUCAGGUAAAUUUUAUUAUUACUAGGUUUUUCGAUAAAAUCUAAGAAUUUUAAAUUUUGUUCUGCCAACCAUUUAUGUAAAUAGAUGUAAGCUAAUGUCAAAUGUUUAUAUUGAAUACGAACUUAUUUUCAUCAUUGUAAUCACUUGUAAUCAACGCCAGAUAUUUGUAAUAAUUAAUUAUUUGACCAAA